Molecule: messenger RNA, 924 nt
Organism: Diaporthe batatas
Lineage: Eukaryota; Fungi; Ascomycota; Sordariomycetes; Diaporthales; Diaporthaceae
Exons: 1
Coding region: 1-924 (307 amino acids)
Source: RefSeq, a predicted model, not a curated record
AUGGCAGCCACGGCGCCAGAAUCAGCGCCAGCCUCGACGGCGCAGGGAGGCAUCCCCGGCUUCACAAAGAUAUCCAGCGUGGUGUACCUCCACCGCCCAGAAGCCCGAAAGUCAUCGGCCUCCUCCUCGUCCCCCGCCAGAUCGCCGAGCCUCAUCGUCCUCGCCGGCUGGAUGGGCGCCCGCGAGCCACACCUCGCAAAAUACACCACCAGGCUGCAGGCGCUGUACCCGCGCUCGCCCAUCGUGGUCCUGCGCUCCUUUGUGCAUCACUUCACCACCAGCAUCUCGUCCCACCCGGCCGAGGUCGCAGCCGCCGUGCCCGUCAUCAGAUCCGUCCUGGCCGAGCACCGGGGGCAAGAAGGUGACGGCGAGGAACAAGGCAAGGAGCCAACCAUGCUCGUCCACCUCUUCUCCAACGGCGGCUGUGCCUCCCUCAGGCACCUGCGCGAGCAGUACGCCGCCUCCUCGCCGGGCGGGUUGCCGCCGCACGUGACGAUAUACGACUCUGCGCCGGGCAAGUUCCACUGGCGGCGCAGCGUGACCGCCUUCAUGGCCUCCGCGGCACGGAUGAGCAUCCUCGUCAGGCUGGCGCUGCGGGUCUUUUUAAACUGCCUGUUUGCUCUGUACUGGGUCACACACGUGCCCUGGGGCAGGAAGGGCUACGUCGACCACACCUGGCUCGCGCAGAAUGACACCAAGGCCAACGCGGCCGAGGUGCGGCGAGCGUACAUCUACAGCGAGGAGGAUGCGCUCGUGGACUACCGCGACAUAGAGGAGCACGCGGCCGCUGCCGUGCAGAACGGCUUCACCGUGGCGGCGUUGGAGAAGUUCAAGGGCAGCGCGCACGUUGCCCAUGUGCGGGUCGACGAGGCGAGGUACUGGGGCGUUGUCAAGGACACCUGGGAGAACCGAGCACGGCGUUAG